Messenger RNA from Drosophila bipectinata, 7303 nucleotides. It is a transcript of the gene toc, whose product is annotated as toucan. Gene Ontology annotation, cellular component: cytoplasm; nucleus. The record is from RefSeq and is a predicted model, not a curated record. Gene Ontology annotation, molecular function: microtubule binding. NCBI's taxonomy places the organism in Eukaryota, Metazoa, Arthropoda, Insecta, Diptera, Drosophilidae.
AAGUCGCCAAGUCGUUACAAAAUUUUCGAGAGCAACGCAACGCGCGCGUUUCCCGGCUGGAAAAUCUAAGAAUAUAUACAAAAACUAAAUUAUUUUUAUAUACUCAAAAAAAUAAAUAAAAUUUAAAAAGCAAAAGAAAAGAUGCAAUUUAAAAAAUAUUAACAUAAAUUAUUCGCUAUACGUUUUGGUUAAUAUUAAGCUGUGCGGUUUUGUGCUUGUGUAUGUGUGUGUGUCUGUCUGACGCAGUUACCGUUACAAUUGAAAAGUAAUGAAGUAAAAUAACUUGAGAUUAAAAAAAAAAAUUCACUAAUAGUCAACCUUGGUCAGCAAAUAGCCGUUCAUUAAUUAUAAAACAAAAGCUAUAGCUGUAUUUUGUUGUGGUAGUUCUUUAUGUAAAACAAAAAUCAGAUCCAAGUCAAAAGCCGACGGCUUCUCACCUGGGAACUUUCUUAUCAGUCUGCAGCAGAAGCACCAGUCCCGAUUAUGGCAAAGGACCCGUCCACGUCGCGCAUUCCCCGCCUGGACGGCGUUUCGCGGCUCCCAAAACCAAGUACAUUUGGCCUGGCCAGCAACAGCCAGGGAGCCAAUAGCACCGCCACCCAACACAUCCCACCACCGACGGGCACCUCGAAAGCCACGCACAUCUUCCGGGCUCCAAAUGACACUCCCAGGCCGCGACCGGCCAGCUCGUACGCUCCCUCCUCUGCGGUGCUGCGAGACUUUGGAAGUAGUCUGAAAAAGAGCGCCAGUGGCGAGCGGAUCAACAACGCGGUCAGCCUGCUGAGCAAGCGGACCACCACGGCCCUGAAGAAGUACUUCAGCCCCAAGCCGAGCACAUCCCCGAUGACGAGCUCCCUGCCAGUGACCCCGCUUCCAGCCGGAAAACGAGGAGCUGUGGCGGGAGACCAUCAAAUGAUCAGCAGCACCCCAAUGCCCCUCUUGAGGUCCGAGACCUUCGUGUGCGAUGAGGACAUGCAGUCGAACCACCCGAGGCUGGAGACCACACGGCUUUCCACUCUUGGAUGCCCGCAGCUGGAUUCGCCCAAUGAAACCAAGGUCCUUACCAUGGACGCCCUCACAUCAGCAGAAAUGAACACGAAACUGAAGAGAUUUGCCUCAACGGAUACCACGCCAUUGAUGAAACCCACCCACAACUCAACUUUGAACUCCCAAUCGAUGCUGCGGAAGUUCAGCUCCCUGGACACCACCCAUCACGAAUCCAGAGUAUGCGCCAACAACGCCACACACACUGUGCUGGAGUCGGACGCCAUGGACGUAACUAGGCCCGUGAUCAAUGCCAAGGAUGACACCACAUUCACUUCGGGAAACCCUUCAGGGAUGGGCAAUGUGACAAAGGUGCUGGAAGGAGUCGGAAACGUGACCAAGGUUCUGGAAGGCGUUGGAAAUCUCACAAAAACCCUGGACGGCGGUGGAUCGUUAGAUUUAAGUGGCACUCAUGCAGAGGCCAAUCGGAAUGUGACCACCACAGUGACGAGAUGCAUCAACCGAACGAAGACCUUCGAAAGAGACCCGAAUCUCACCAAAACCAUAGGAAAAGCAGAAGAUGUAGAACAGAAUGAAGCCAAAUGGGACGACCCUGAACCCAACCUAACAAAAACCUUUGAGAAAGGGCCUAUUGUCCGGGCAGAUCUUACAAAAACAGUGCAUGAGCCGGGCAAUUACACGAAAAUCAUCCACGACGGAGCCAACUUGACCCAGAGCAUUGACCAGCUGCCCUUGAUCGAGCACAUGUCCAUCCCGUCGGGCCUGGACAUCCUCAGCCUGAAGAGCUCUGGAGGCGAGGUGGACAAGAUGGACCAGGAAGUCAACGACAUGCUGGACGUGACGUUGACCAAUCUGACGCCUUCUGGCGCCAACAAGGCCAACAUGAAACUGCCACUGAACUCCACUUUGAAUACGGAGCGACUGCUGGACAUCUCCGGGCUGCAGUCGCCAGCGAGGCACAUCCAGUUGCUGAAUCUGACCCAGGAGCUGGAGAGGGUGACCCCCAACCGGGGGCACCUGCCGGCCGGGCGAAGGUCGAUUCCCCAGCACUCUCUGAUGUGCUUGUCCCCGCAGUCGGCUACCACAACUCCCCAUGGAUUGCGGUUAAUAGGUCAGGGUACGCCCCAGCCAGUGCACCUGCUGUCCCCCUUGCUGAAGCAGGCCCAGAGUGCCCUGGUCCUGCCCACUCGAACCCCUGACGGUGACUUGUCAAUGGAUGGUAACCGGGGAGCGUUGGAUACCACCCUGACCUCCACUUCUGGGCGGGGAAGGACCCGCUACAGCUUUGGCCUGGACCUGCCCGACACCACCCUGGAUUGCUCCAUUGAACUGGUGGAGAACUCGUUCUCAUCCUCCACCCAGUUGCAGCAGCAACUCCUCAAGAAACAAAGCUCCUUCGAUUUGGACGAGAGCCUGGGCAUCCUCACGCCAGAGCAGAUGAAGGACUUCCUGGACUCCCCAAUGCACAACAAUCUGAUGCACAACAUGGAGCUAAUUAGGCUGCAGCACUCGAACCUGCAAGCUCAGCUGAGAAUGGAGCAGACUCCCUCGCCGGAGGAGCUGCCCCUGGACCCCAUCGAAAUCAAGUCAGAGAUUGUUAAACAGGUGGAGGCGGCUCAGAACCAGGUGACCACUUCCCAACAGUCAAAGCUGAGCAACAGCUUCAUCACCAGCGUGACUAGCGUGACCAGCCUGGACACGGGCUACCAAGGGGAUGGAGAGAUGUCCCGCCCUGCCUCCCGGGGUGCCUGCGACCACUCGCCGAGCAACGGGCCCCACGUGGGCCGGGUAUCCCGCCAGCCCAGCUUCCCGCCCCCCAUGGUGGCGCCUCUACGCCGCCAGGAUCCUAUGACGGACUCGGACUUCUUCACCGAGUCGGAUGCCGACGACGUCCUGCAUCGCGGCGGCGACCGUCGGGCCCAAGUGAUCGACGGUCAGUUAUACGGGCCGGACAUGCUGCAGCCGAGUGCCUCGGUGCCCCAGAUGGAGGACUCCUGCAUGGAGUCCUCAGGAAUAUUUACUGACGUAGAGAACCGCUGUGACGAGGAGAUUCGACAGCCGGAGCUCGAGCUGGAUGUGGAGGUCGAUGUGGACAUGUCGCCGGAUGACUCCACGCAGACCAUGCGAAAAGGUCAAGGCCAAACUAACCAGCAGACGCAGCAGCAAAAUCACCUGCCGGCGCAGCAGCGCCCCCCCAGCAGCUGCCUCUCCUCCUCCUCGGCGGCCACCACGCUCUCGAACCGCACCUCCUACUGCAGCGUCGACGGCGGCAGCGCGCGGAGCUUUUGCGAUCUGGAAGCUUUCGGCGGGGCGACUUUGAAUCCAAGCACCGACUGCCGAUCACCGACGACGUCGGCUGCGGCCGCGACGUCGGCUGCGGCUGCGACUGCCUCGCCGCUCGGGCACUCAAUUCAAAAAGUGACGACGCCGCGGCCACACGCCUCUCUGUCGUCGCUCUGUACGGUGGAGACUUUCCGCGACUCUGCCUCCUCGCACUCCUCCCUGGCCUCGCCCAAGUCGUGCAAAUCGGCGGCGUCGAAAAUCGCAGGCAAGUCUCGAACAGUGAAAUCGUCACCGAAAUCGCCGAAAUCCCCCAAAUCACCCCAAAAUCGUAAAGCUCAUACCCCCAACAAAUGGGAUGCCGUGAUGAAUAAAAUCGCGAGCAACAAGUCACUGAUCAAAACCAACUACAACGAUGUGAAAUCGAAAGUGUCGACAACGCGGACAAUGGCCCAGGGUUCGAGCCCCGUGUCCGGUUCGGCAACGGCUUCGGGCUCCGGCUCGGGUUCCGGAUCCGUUUCCGUCUCGAGUCCGCGGGCCAGUCCCAAUGUCAGUUCAAGUGCCCGGCGUUCGCCCUCGGUCCAAACGCCCAAAGUGCCGCCCAAAGUUCUAACCGUGAAACGGUCGAGCAGCAGCUCUGCCGCCGCCAAGGUCAGCGCCACGCCCUCCCCGCCCCCGUCAACGCGGCAGCCAGUGGAUAAAGGCUCAGUUGUCAGGGUGUCAGUGGUGGGUGGCGCUCGUGCCACAAAAUCGCCCAAGUCCCCCGGCUCCCCCACCUCGCCUCCGGCCAAGAGGCUGCAGUCUUCAACGUUGGCCAGUCGUGGCCGUUCGUACAGCAAGGACAGCCACAAGAGCUCGCACAGUGACCUGAGUUUGAUGAGCAACGGAAACGGCAGCGUGCCUGCCACCAAUGCCUCUGGAAGCGGAUCCCCAAAACUAUUGGCUAAAAUUCCAUUGCGAGCUGCCAAGAAGCGAGAUGUGCGCAAUCUGAGCAUAUCGCCAACCGAUCUCGGUCCGCCACCCAAGACCCAGCAGACGUCCAAAGGACAAUCCUCGCGCAACAAAUCAUCUACAACGUCCACGCCCACAUCGAUGCACAAACGAUUGAAUGGAACUCCAGCCAUCGCGGCAACCACUACGCCCAUCAGCGCCGCCAAGGGAGUGGUGGCCAAGUCCGCCACCACAGCCACAAUCAAAACCCCCCAGCAGCCGACGAAGCUCAAGUCCAUAACCAACAUCAGAGGCCCCUCGACUGGCGUCGUUUCCGCGGAAUCCCUGCGAUCUGGCGUGGAUCAAACCGAACUAAGGGAACUGAACAGGGUGUCCCCCAAAAAUGGCUGCCCCACUCCGCCCAUGGCACGCGACUCCAAGCGGGCCUCCAUUGGCUGCGAGCUGCUCUUUGAGACUGAGGCAAAGCUCAAGAAGUGUGAGGAGCAGGUUCCCCAACCUGAUGUGGCAAGUAUUACGCCCCCGGAGACAUCAGAUUGCGAUCCGAAGGCUCCCGAAAAGGAGCUCAAGUCCAAUGGAAUCAAUAGUCAGGAGAGUACAAGUCAGCAGCCCAGCUCAGAGGACGCAAUUGAAGAAGUGGGUCAGACCAUAAGCUCAAUGACGAUGGUUGCCGCGCCCCCCUUGGACAUAACCGACCAGUACCCCGCCCUGAAGCCCUACUCGGAAAACGGAAAAGUGGACUUAUGCCGGCUGGCCAAGUUCUGCGAGAACAACCAGUUAGAGCGGCGGGAGGAGCACCGGCAGAUCCUGGGACUCGCUGUCAUGGUCCAGUUCAUGUCCCAAGAGCUAGAUGCGUUUUCGUGCAAGGAGACCAAAGAGAAAUGUGCCCGCGCCAAGGGAACUCUGGAGGAUACGAUCGUUCUGCUGCAGCAAACACAGAGGGACUGCGAGAAGCUGCGGGAGGAACUGCAUGCCAAAGACCUCGAAUGGGCGCAGCGGCAGCAGGAAAGGGAGCUCCUGCAUCGCGAUGAACUGAAGCAAGCCGAGGAGAAACUCUUCGAGGUGCAAAUGCUGGCCAAGAGACAGUUCCGCGAACUGGAGUCCCAACUGCUGUCUAAAGACGAGGAGAACAAGCAGGUACAGGAUGCCUACCACACAGAAGUCUCGCACAAAAUCAGUUUAAAACAGGAGCAGUUGUCCAGUGCCGAGUCAAAGGUGCUGGAGCUGCAAUCACGCCUUCAGAAGCUAGAGUCGCUCGAUCAGGAGAACCGUGAGAAGCUCAUCCGUAACGAAAACACACAUGCCGCCCGCCUGGCCGAGUCGAACCAACGCGAGCAGGAUCUGACCGAUCAGGUCAAGGCUCUCACGAAGGAGCUAAAUACCCUAAAAACCAGCAAGGAGCACAGUGAACGCGAUCUGCGCGACCGUCUGGCUCUCUCCCAGGACGAGAUCUCUGUCCUGCGCACAUCCUCCCAGCGCCGCAGUCCCAUCACCAGUCUGCCGGACUCCUCCAGUGCCGAGCUGAUACGGCUGACCAGCGAGGCGGACAGCCUGCGGUGCGUCCUGGAGCUGAAGCAGGCCGAGAUCUCCAACCUCACAAAGGCCAAUGCUGACCUGGUCCGCGUGAACGAGGAGCGCAUAAAGCUGAGCAAUCGGGUGGCCCUGCUAGAGUCCCAGAACGAGAUGCUGCGCAGUGAACUGGAUACCAAGGCCGACAAAGAAAAGGACAUCCAUCAGAAGAUGGAGGAGCUCCAGAAAGCCUACAGCUACGAGAAUUUCAAGCGCAAGCGGCUCACCUUCGACAAGGAGGAGCUGCAGUACACUCUAAAGCAGCGUUCGGAGCAGCUACAGGCGGCGGAGGCCAAAUUGUUCGAGAUCUCGCAGGACAGCAGUCUGCUCGGUUCUCACGGGCGCUGUUCUUCCGGCCGCAGCACCCUGGCCAUUAGCGGCACUGAAACCAAUUCCUCACCCACCUCACCGAUUAUGAAGGGCAUGAUCGAGCGCAACGACUCGGUCAGCUGGACGCUGGAGAUCGAGGACGAGGCUUCCAAGGGCGGGGCAUCGAAAAUCGUUCGCCGAUCGGGAUCCUUGAGGAGCAACAACGAGCAGCCAAGGUUUGCCCCCAUACAGCGCCGCCAAAUUUCAGGCAGUAACGGUCACUCCAACGGACUGGCCAGCAACGGAGGCAAUCCGCUCAGCCAAAGCAUGUCGGCCACGGCCCUUCAGAGGGGUGAGCAGGAGGGACGGCCACUUUCUCGCACUCGCUCCCAUUCUAUGUGCAUCAAGGCCUCCGGGUCAACUUGCGAUUCUCCGCAGCGGAAGAACCGCUCGCGGCAGUCCGAGGAACUUAACCUGGCCGAUUGGAACGAGUCGCGCGAUGCUGGACAGCCAAUGUGCUCCAGUUCGCCGAAACAGUCAAAUGCCGAAAUGCAUCCGCGCAGCUCGACUAUGAAGCUGAUGAACAGCGAGGUUAAGAAGUUCCAGGAGAUCCAGGAGUCGGCCGGAGAGGCCAUGGUCUCUGGCGCCAAUUCGGAGGACGAGAGCUGCUCGGCCUCCUCGGAGGAUAUGAUGCGCUCCUCCGCUUCCAGCACCGCUUCGGUGGGAUCCCUCACCAAGCGGCCCAAGCAGCCUCCUUCGCGGAUGUCCAUUGAGGAGGCCCUGCCCUGCUGCACCCCUAUGGAGGUCAGCUGGUCGGAGGAUGCCGCCGAUGCUGCCGCCAGUGGGUUGGCAUGACAUGGUGGUGCCUUCGAGGACGAGGCGCAGGCCGUGGAGCAAGUAGCCGAGGCAGCGGAAGAGGCUUACGAGUUAGAGGAAUAUACCCACAGGGAACAGUUUCUGGAGGAGGACGAGGAUGAACUUGUCGUCGGUGAAGAGGAGGAGGAGGAUGACCCGCCCGAGAACAGCGAAAGCGAUGAUAGCUUUUAAAGCGCCUUUCCAGGAUUUUGUAAAACAAAUAUAUGCCUAAUACUGAAGGCAUUGGGUGGAAUAAAGCAAAGCUUAACGUUUAUAUAGCACCGGUAUCAUUGAUGGAUAUAUAAAAUACAGACGAUUCGUACGUUCUUAUUCUGAA